AUUGAAAUUCCAUAAAUACCCUUCAUCACACUAACAACUCUCACUUAUUCUGUUCAACUACAUUUCCGCUCAACUUUCUUAUUUCAAUUUCCACACAUCACAGUUUCUCUCCGUUUUUCUCUCUCGCUUUUAUUGUUUACAUAUAUGGCGAAGAAAUCAUCGCCUGGACUUCCUUGGAAGACACGUGUCGCGCUAUACGUCGUCUCUGCCGUUACAGACUAUUCACGCCGUCCAAACGGCACAGUUAACCGCCGUCUCCUAUCAAUCUGCCGUCUCAGAACAUCGUCCAAUCCUAAUCCAAUCAACAACGUUAAAUCCUUUGACAUAACCGUUGAUUCUUCCCGUGAUCUGUGGUUCCGUCUGUUCAUACCAACAACAGAUGAAUCUCGGAACUUGAUUUCACUUCCCAUAAUUGUAUUCUUUCACGGCGGUGGAUUUGUUUAUCUCAGCGCUGAUACGACUGCGUACGAUGCUGUUUGCCGCCGUUUCGCGAGGAAAUUGCCGGCUGUUGUUGUCUCCGUUAAUUAUCGGCUGGCUCCGGAACACAGGUAUCCAGCACAGUAUGGUGAUGGAUUUGAUGUGUUGAAGUUUCUUGAUAAUGAGAAGAACAGGGGGAUAUUGCCGGAAAAUGUUGAUUUGUCUUGUUGCUUUGUUGCCGGAGAUAGUGCCGGAGGUAACAUCGCUCAUCAUGUCGCUAAACGUGCAUCGGAGUUGACGUCGGACUUCAACUCACUUAAGGUGAUUGGACUGGUGGCUAUACAACCGUUUUUCGGAGGGGAAGAACGAACCGAGGCAGAAAUAAGGCUAGCAAAAAUUGACCCAUUGGUAUCAUUGUCUCGGACAGAUUGGAUGUGGAAGGCAUUCCUGCCUCCAGGUGAAGGGAUAGACCGGGACCAUGAGGUUAUUAAUGUUAGCGGUCCAAGAGCUAUUGAUAUAUCAAAGCUGGACUUUCCGGCAACAAUGGUGGUGGUGAGUGGUUUUGAUUCCCUUCAAGAUUGGCAAAGGAGGUAUUAUGAGUGGUUGAAGAAGUCUGGAAAAGAAGUUUACCUAUCAGAGUAUCCAACCAUGGUGCAUGCUUUCUACAUUUUCCCUGAGCUUCCUGAAUCUACACAACUAAUUCUUGAGAUUAAAGACUUCAUUUAUAAGCAAUGCUCUAAGGUUGUGAAGACUUGAUGUGUCAUAUAUAUUGCUUCUUCACCAACCAAGACAUCAAAUCAUAUGUGAUAAUUAUACGGUUCUCAUGGAGCUUAAACCAGUAUGUGGUGCUGUUUUAGUAAAAAAUUGUUGGUACUUUCUAUAGUUACCCCUAUUGUAAUUUAAUUGUUGCUAAGUUAUUUCCUCCGGAUCCCCUAGCCUUAUGGGGCUCCUUUGGAAAAAUCUAUAAGUUACAUGUAUAUAUAUAUAUUACUUUUGUU
Molecule: messenger RNA, 1415 nt
Organism: Lycium ferocissimum
Lineage: Eukaryota; Viridiplantae; Streptophyta; Magnoliopsida; Solanales; Solanaceae
Product: probable carboxylesterase 18
Exons: 4
Coding region: 145-1173 (342 amino acids)
Molecular function (GO): hydrolase activity
Source: RefSeq, a predicted model, not a curated record